Messenger RNA from Gloeophyllum trabeum ATCC 11539, 843 nucleotides. RefSeq lists its product as uncharacterized. The record is from RefSeq and is a predicted model, not a curated record. The coding region runs from base 1 to 843 and encodes 280 amino acids. The transcript is spliced from 13 exons. Lineage: Eukaryota; Fungi; Basidiomycota; Agaricomycetes; Gloeophyllales; Gloeophyllaceae.
AUGAUCACUCAGACGUUUUUAUACUACAACACAUUCAAGAAGGAUAGGCUGUGGAUGAAAAUCUUCGUUCUGGUCCUUUUCAUUGCGGACACCUUGAACUCCGUCUUUGACUGCGCUUGGAUAUACCAAUCCCUUAUCCUCAACUUCGGGAACGCUCCGUUCCUGUCGGUAGCUAACUGGGUUUUCGGCACUGAUCCCGCCAUGACUGGAAUUAUAUCCACCAUGGUACAAUUAUUCUUUGCUUGGCGGGUUCGAGUCCUUACGGGAAGACUCCCGCUGGCGUUGGUCAUAGCUUUCCUAUCCAUUGUGUCCGGACUGUCUGGACUGGGUACCUCCAUUGCAGUAGGGAUCAUACCGGAAUUCGUGCAUUUUCAGAAGUUCCAAGUUAUCGUCAUUAUGUGGCUGCUGACAACGUGCAUCUGCGAUGUGGCAAUCACGGCAGCCCUGACUUGGCACCUGAGACGCCACCGAACUGGCUUCCCGGCCACGGACGAUAUCGUGAACAAGAUAAUCAGACUGACGGUUCAGACUGGCAUGAUUACCGCUAUUGUCGCCGUUAUCGACUUGGGCAUGUUCCUUGGUACAUCCACUGGUCUCCACCUGUCCUUCAAUUUCCCCUUAUCAAAGCUGUAUACCAACUCCCUCAUGUCGACCCUGAACUCGAGGGCUGGCUGGGGUAAGUACAGCCGGACGACAGAAAACAGCGAAGAGGGUGUCAACCAUAUCUCCGUGCCGAGGGACAUCACGAUGCGGAAGAGCGAGGUCGUGCAACUUGCUCAGGGCAGACCAGAGGUAUGGAGAUCUCUUCCCUUCACUAUGGUCAUAUAUGCGUACAUUGACUAG